GGCAGCCCCAGGCUGUCAAAGGUCAGGCAUGAGUUGUGCCCUUCCUGAGGCCAGCGGUCCAAAGUGGAUUCUGACUCGCCCAAGGCCAUGAAGCCUGGAGUGGGCCUAUCACCUCCCACGCAGUGAAGGGAUGUCUCAGCUUGCUUCACAACGAGCAGGGAGGAGAGUGGCAAAAUCUUUGUAAAGAGGGAGGGCCUUGCUUUGAGAUCUCCAUUCCAAACUUCCAGUUCGGGAGGGCCGCGGGGAGAGUAGGGAGGGGGUUGGGAGCACUUGGGGGUAACCUCAGAACUCCGAGCCUGGAGACUCCUGAGGGUGCUCCAGCACAGCGCAGAGGGUGGAGCCCAGCUUUCCACCUUCCUCCCCCCCUCACUCACGGUGAGGCCAGGGCGGGCCAGGCACCCAAGGAGGAGGCGGUGUCCCUGGCUCUCUGCCCAAGGUGUUGCUCCUCGGCGAGGCGGGGCUGGACCAGCAGGGGCGGGCACCCUGCUGGUAUUAUAAGAGACGGUCAGGGCACCUCGGCAAUGAGCUCCCAGCUCGGCUUAGCACCAGGACGCAGGCAACAGGCGCUCCCUGCUCUCCUGGUCCAGCCAAGCACUCUGCCGCUGCUAUGGUUUCCACACCGGCCGCCUGGUGCUCCAUCGCUCUGGCCCUGCUUUUGGCCCUGCAUGAAGGCAAGGGCCAGGCAGCUGCCACUGUGGAGCAGCCAGCCCUGGCACCCAAGGGCCGUGGUCCCCACCUGCGUUUUCGCCGUUGCUCCUGCAACUCCUGGCUUGACAAGGAGUGUGUGUACUUCUGCCACCUGGACAUCAUCUGGGUGAACACUGCAGGACAGACAGCUCCCUACGGCCUGGGAAACCCGCCAAGGCGCCGGCGCCGCUCCCUGCCAAGGCGCUGUGAGUGCUCUACUGCCGGGGACUCUGUCUGUGCCACCUUCUGCCAUCAAAGACCCUGGUCUGAAACUGUGGUCCCCCCAAGCAGCCAGACUCCCGGAGCUGCGUUAAAGACUGACAAGAAGUGGGCCGCUGAGGGAGACCUCCUCCAAAAGCUAAGGGACAUUUCUGCCGCCAAGCUCCACUUUGCCAGGCUACAGCCAGAGGUGACAAGAGAGUCGGGUCCUGCACACUCUAGACGGAGAAAAAGAUAACCCUGUGAGGGGCAGGACCACUGAGAAGGAAGCCCACGUGGAGACAGGAGGCAAUGGGCAGCUGGGGAGACCCCGUGCCUGUGGGCCAAGACCUCAGCCCCAGCUAGCCAGACCCAUCCGAUGGGGUCAGCACAAGCUCCGGUUUCUCUUGCAGCAGCUCUGGCCCUGACACCGCCAGGCCACCCUCAGCUCCUGAGCAGCAGCAGCCUACCCUGUGCUGGCUGCUGGCUACAGACCUGCUUGAAGGAGCUCCGUGAGGCCAAAUGAACAUGCUGACUGUGUCCUGAGGAGUGUCCUGUUUGCUGGACUGCAGUCUAGGGGCAGUCCCACGUUAGGAAUUGAUUACCUAAGCCGUGCCUGGAGACUGGAUGGGGCACACUGAUGACCGACAUCCUGGCUGGCCCCCAUGAUCCUCUCUGGUUCCCCCUCCCUAGAGGUCUUGCAAUCUUGUCCUCUUGGGACAGUUUUGGGGGAGGGGCAGGGCCUGCUCUCCUUCAUUCAUCUGUAUAUAAGUUAUUUGCUCUAAGAACUUUGA
Messenger RNA from Myodes glareolus (Bank vole), 1679 nucleotides. RefSeq names its product endothelin 2 (gene Edn2). Gene Ontology annotation, cellular component: extracellular region. Gene Ontology annotation, biological process: intracellular calcium ion homeostasis; vein smooth muscle contraction; regulation of systemic arterial blood pressure by endothelin. NCBI's taxonomy places the organism in Eukaryota, Metazoa, Chordata, Mammalia, Rodentia, Cricetidae. Gene Ontology annotation, molecular function: hormone activity; endothelin B receptor binding. The record is from RefSeq and is a predicted model, not a curated record.